This is a messenger RNA of Rotaria sp. Silwood2, 456 nucleotides long. The record is from the annotation of a GenBank genome assembly. Lineage: Eukaryota; Metazoa; Rotifera; Eurotatoria; Philodinida; Philodinidae.
AUGCUUAAACACGCUACUUAUGUUGAACGUGCACGUGCAUAUUGUCUAGUGCGAGCUAGAGUAGCUAAACUUAUGGAAAUGGCACAGAUUGAUAAUAAUGAAGAAGUAUUAUCUCCGGCAACUAUUAGUGAAACAAGUAGUAAUAUGACAAUUGCAAAACGUGCUCGUCAUGAAUUAGAAAUCUAUUUACAACUGAAUUUAACUAAUUGUAAAUGUUUAAAUGAUGAUAUUGACAAUACAUUGUUGUUCUGGAAAGAACAAGAACAUGUACUACCCAAUAUACCACGAUUAGCAAAACAAAUUUUUUUCAUUCCUGCCUCUUUAGCUGCGGUAGAACGCGCAUUCAGUUCAGCCGGUAUUGUCGUAUUACAGAGAAAAAUCAAUAUCAAUCCAUCUACAGUUAAUGAUAUGAUACUUAUUCGAUCGGCUGCAGCUUAUUUGAAGACCCAUACAUAG